This is a messenger RNA of Notodromas monacha, 3900 nucleotides long. The record is from the annotation of a GenBank genome assembly. Lineage: Eukaryota; Metazoa; Arthropoda; Ostracoda; Podocopida; Cyprididae.
AUGGACAGGGCUGCCAUUUUGCAUACGAACAGGGCACUGGCGGAUUUCUGGACUGCUUCCAAGACCUUGCUGAUAUUUUACCAUGCUCAAACUGGCCACAAAAAGAAAAAAAUAAGUGGGUUUGUCGGUAGAAACGAGAAGAAUAAAAGGAGCCAAGUCGCUUUUUUUGUGUGUGUGAAAAGACCCGGUCGAAUAUCGGGAUCGGUUUCCGUUGCCGACUUGUUUAUCCCCAGGACUCUGGGAAUUGGCUGGAGUUUCAGGACAGAUAGGUACCACGAAAAGCCCCACAUGGAAAUAUUCUUCAUCCUUCGAACUUCGGAAGUAAAACCAUGGGACUCCCUACAGCAGAGCAGUGCCGAGACAAUGGUUAGGAACAACCCCUACACAAGCUCUCCGGCCACCUAUGAUCCUGUCCCUCCUCCUGUCUUCCCUCCCCCGAGGGCCAGUGGAAUUCCCGAGCUGUGCACGGAGGGGAAACAGAACCCCGCUCGGGGGCACGAGAGCCCGAGCUCGGAUGCGAACCCAGACAAUCACGCACCGGCUUUUGAUGAUGCCACGAAUUCCUUGGCCGACGUGGAAAAAAAAGGGGAGAUUUUCACAAGGGGGAAAAGGGGUUCGUUUCGCCGCCGCCAACGCAUGCAGUCUGUUGUUGCCGCGCUGUCUGCGGGAAUUGUUCCCAGAAAGGGAGAUUUUCACAAGGGGGAAAAGGGGUUCGUUUCGCCGCCGCCAACGCAUGCAGUCUGUUGUUGCCGCGCUGUCUGCGGGAAUUGUUCCCAGAAAGUUCCUGCUGAAAAGAAGGUUCUUGAUUUACUCAUUCCUGAUGUCUGCUUCUGGUAUCAAGUUGGACUUUGUACAGACCUAUCUGGUAAUAACAGCAGCGCAAGAAAAGCAACAGCAGCUGCAAACAACUGGCAGAAAACAUUCCAGCGGUGUGGGAUUGCAGGACUCGGAGCUAUUGGGUCAUUAAUCGCUUCCUCCCCGCGUGCCGCUGCGUCCGUGCAAUUAAGAUGCCUGCCGAGGGGCCAACAAAUGAGUACUGGCCUCUUGGCUUUUCUUCUCAAUCGGGGCUCCUCUGACUUCCAAGACUGGAGGAGAGUCAACAAAAGAAGGAAUUUUCGGUCGGAGGAACUGGAGAAAGUCUUUUUCCCAAAUUUCCCGGCACAUUUCUUCUUGAACCUUGCUCUCUCUAUAGAUCUCUGGAAGAAGAUGGAUCCAUGUUUGUGGCCAGUCGUCGCCAAUCAGCGUUCCAGAAACAAACAACUUCAUCCUUUUCAAAAAAUAUUUCAAUUUUUCGGGGAUUGCUUGGUUAAUUACGGGUUCCCAGUCCCUGGAGCGAAAGGAGGCAUUGAUAUGAUGAUGGGGUUAGGUUUUCUUGGAGCAUUGAAUAUCAAGGCCAGGAAUGACAACCAAGGUAAAGCGCUAGUCAACCGGGUCACCCUUUACAUGACCGUGGGAGAACGGUGGUCGAGUUCAACGUACAACAUGUGUCGGUUGCCGAUCCAGCCCAUCAGCAGCCGUCGGGGAAAAUGGAAUAAAAAUAAACGCACAUGUGUGUGGGGGAUAUGCGAAAAGGAGCCGCCGCCGACGACGACGACGACGAGUGAUGGCGACACGAAGAACUCGGAAGAAUCACAAGCUUUCUUGCCAGCAAUACAAGGAAAAUCGGGGCAUGACUUGUGUAUAGAACAUUCUCGAAGCCAUACUCCGCUGUGUAGAGCCAUGAAGUAUUCCCUUCGGAUUCAAAGCUUUCUGGCAACAUGUUUCCUCGGCAUUUUGGCGAUUUUCCCGACGUCCGAAGGUCGUCAGAAUUCCAGGGGCUACGCUGUGGAAAUGUUCAUGUUUGACGGGGUGCGGAAGGGUUACGAGGGGAUGAGUUCCCAGAGCGUUUACUGCGCUUACAACGCCCGUCACACAGGUUGCCUGUACAACAAGGUGAACGGAGCCACUUGUGGAACUGUCUAUGUCCGAAAAGUUACCGAGGCCGAGAAAACUGCGAUUCUCGACGCGCACAAUGCAAAACGGCGGCGAGUGGCUGAAGGUUCGGAGACCCUCGGAGUUGGAGGCGGCCAACCGAAGGCGGCGAACAUGAGGAAAUUGACUUGGGACCCUGAAGCAGCCUCACUUGCACAAUUAUGGGCUGAUCAAUGCACAUUUUCGCACGACGCCGUUCAUCAUACGGACGUGCAAGUAGGAAGGAUUUACAAUGGGCAAAACUUAUACAUCAGUGGAAGUUUCUCCAGCUCAUCGGCAGCAAGUUGGACAGCAGCUGUUGAUGCGUGGUACAGCGAAGUCGCAGAUUGGAAUCCCUCUAAUGUUAACUCUUACGUAUUCAAUUCUGCGACUGGACACUACACUCAAGUCGUCUGGGCCACAACGACUAAGGUCGGUUGCGGAUACAUUUUGUACCUGCCCCCAGGCGAAACCACCUACAAACAGUUCUACGUUUGCAACUACAGUCCCGGAGGAAAUACUAUUGGUACCCAAGUGUACGCUCAAGGAGAUCCCUGUACUUCUUGUCCCACAGGAACUUCAUGCGUGGAUACAUCUUUGGGUUACGAGGGAUUGAGCACCCAGAGCGCUUACUGCUCUUACGAUCCCAAGCACACAGGUUGCGUGCACACAAAGAUCAACGCAACGUCUUGUGGAACUGUUUUUGUCCGAAAAGUCACCGAGGCCGAAAAAACUGCGAUUCUCGACACGCACAAUGCAAAACGGCGGCGAGUGGCUGAAGGUUUGGAGACCCUCGGAGUUGGAGGCGGCCAACCAAAGGCGGCGAACAUGAGGAAAUUGACUUGGGACCCUGAAGCAGCCUCACUUGCACAAUUAUGGGCUGAUCAAUGCACAUUUGCGCAUGACCUCAUUCAUCAUACGGACGUGCAAGGAGGAAAGAUUUACAAUGGGCAAAACUUAUACAUGGCUGGCACUUCCUCCAGCUCAUCGGUAGCAAGUUGGACAGCAGCUGUUGAUGCGUGGUACGGCGAAGUCAAAGAUUGGGAUCCCGCCAAAAUUAACCCUUACGUUUCUGCGACUGGACACUACACUCAAGUCGUCUGGGCCACAACGACUAAGGUCGGUUGCGGAUACAUCUCGUACUUGCCCCCAGGCGGAACUACCACCUACAAACAGCUCUACGUUUGCAACUACAGUCCUGGAGGAAAUAUUAUUGGUCCUGGUUACAAAGUGUACACUCAAGGAGAUCCCUGCACUUCUUGUCCCUCAGGAACUUCAUGCGUGGAUACGUCCUUGGGUUACGAGGGAUUGAACACCCAGAGCGCUUACUGCUCUUACGAUCCCAAGCACACAGCUUGCUUGUACAACAAGAUCAACACAACGUCUUGUGGAACUGUUCAUGCCCGGAAAGUCACCGACGCCGAAAAAACUGCAAUUCUCGACACGCACAAUGCAAAACGGCGGCGGGUGGCUCAAGGAUUGGAGACCCUCGGAGCUGACGGCGGCCAACCGAAGGCGGCGAACAUGAGAAAAUUGACUUGGGACAUUGAAGCAGCCUCACUUGCACAAUUAUGGGCUGAUCAAUGCACAUUUGAGCAUGACUCCGUCCAUCACACAGACGUGCAAGGACAAGAUGUUUGCAACGGACAAAACAUAUACCUGGGUAGUACAUUCUCCAACUCAUCGGCCGCAAAUUGGACAGCAGCUAUUGAGGCGUGGUACGGCGAAGUCAAAGAUUAUGAUCCCAUCUAUAUGGACGCUUAUGAAUUCAGUCCUGCGACUGGACACUACACUCAAGUCGUCUGGGGCACAACAACUAAGAUCGGUUGCGGAUACAUUUUGUACUUGCCCCCAGGCGAAACCACCAUCUACAAACAGUUCUACGUUUGCAACUAUAGUCCCGGAGGAAAUCUUCUUGAUAAUCGAGUGUACCUUCGAGGAGAUGCAUGU